AUGGGUGUAGAUUAUUACGGAAUAUUACAAAUUCCAAAAAAUAGUACGGAUUUGCAGAUAAAAAAAGCGUAUAGAAAUUUAGCUUUAGAAUUCAAUCCCGAAAUUCUUAAAAAUGAUAAUGCCAAACAAGUAUUUCGGCUUAUAGGAGAAGCUUAUGAUGUAUUAAGCGACCCUUUACGUAGGGCAGUCUUUGAUCAAUAUGGCGAAGAAGGACUGAAACGAGGAAUCCCGACUGCUGAUGAUUACAUUCCAGCUUAUCAUUAUCAUGGGGAUCCUAUGCAAACUUAUAAGGAUUUUUUUGGAACCGUAUCUCCAUACGCUGAUUUAUUAAAUGUAUUAAACAAUCCUCCCUUGUUAUAUAAAAUGUCUGAUGGUAACAUUUGUAUUCGCAAAAAGCAACCGCCUAUAAAACACCCGUUAGCUUUAACCCUUCAUGAAAUUUUUUUCGGUGGCGUAAAGAAAAUGAAAAUCCACAGACUGGUUUUUAUAGAUAAUGAACAUAUACGUACUGAAGUAAAAGAAAAGAUUUUAAGUAUUCCUAUUAAACCCGGCAUUAGAUCAAAUACAGAAAUAAUUUUACCCGAAGAAGGCGAUCAAAACCCCACUCAAAUUCCUGCGGAUAUUAUUUUCAUUACCGAGGACAGACCUCACGAAAUAUUUACUAGAGAAGGUGAUGAUUUAAUAAUGGUUGCAAAUAUUUCUUUAGAAGAGGCUUUGCUAGGAACCAUGGUUACAGUUGUCACUAUCGAUCAUAGAACAGUUAGAGUACCGAUUACAGAUGUAGUGUUCCCUGGCUUCGAAAAAAUAGUUGAAAAUGAAGGAAUGCCUAUUUUAGAGAAAUACCCUGAGAAGGGGAAUUUAAUAAUUAGAUUUAAUAUUGAUUUUCCGAAUUAUUUGCCAAAAAAUAGUAAAGAAUUAUUAAAAAAAGGUUUUCAAAUGGCAAAAGUUGGAGGUGGAGUUAACCAACACGAGAUAAUAAAUAAAUUGGUGUUAGCUGAUAAAAUUCUCCGAGUAGAUCCUGACGAAAGAUUGCCACCAAUAUAA
Molecule: messenger RNA, 1044 nt
Organism: Anoplophora glabripennis (Asian longhorned beetle)
Lineage: Eukaryota; Metazoa; Arthropoda; Insecta; Coleoptera; Cerambycidae
Product: dnaJ homolog subfamily B member 13-like
Exons: 5
Coding region: 1-1044 (347 amino acids)
Cellular component (GO): cytosol
Molecular function (GO): protein-folding chaperone binding
Source: RefSeq, a predicted model, not a curated record